Messenger RNA from Balaenoptera acutorostrata (minke whale), 744 nucleotides. RefSeq names its product WAS/WASL-interacting protein family member 3-like. The record is from RefSeq and is a predicted model, not a curated record. NCBI's taxonomy places the organism in Eukaryota, Metazoa, Chordata, Mammalia, Artiodactyla, Balaenopteridae. The transcript is spliced from 3 exons. The coding region runs from base 1 to 441 and encodes 146 amino acids.
AUGCCGCGCUCUCCCCCACCCCAACCGCGGCCUCCCGGCCUUCCUCCCCCACUACGGCUCGCACCCCACCCCACCUCCAGUUCGGGCUCUCCCAGGCUUAAGAGCCUGCCGGAGAAAAGGCACCUAAAUCUAACACUACACCGAGAAGCAGAGCCUCCAUCUUGCGCUGCUCCGCGUUCUCCAUUUUGGGCCACCCAUGGGGGGGGGGGUCUCCGUAGAGGCCCCGAGGGAGAGUGGGGCGAGGGAAGGAAGAGAAAACCUUCAGCGAGGGUAGUCGAAAAGAAGAGUCCUGCGGUAGAAAGCCACUCUAGGAGUAGGAGAGACACAGCCUUCACUGAAUGGCCAGAUCUCCAUGGAAGCAAAAUCGAAACCUGUGUGAUGCUACGACUCCUCCUAUCAAGAGGUGAAGUCUAUUUCCUCUCCCCCUUGAAUCUGGGCUGACCGUGUAACUUGCGUUGACCAGUAAAAUGCAGCAAAAGUGACAUUCUGGGAUUUCUGAGCCUAGGCAGGCCUUAAGAGAACUAGCAGUUUCUGCUUUUGCUCUUGGAACCCAGUUGCCAUGGAAAAAAAGCCCAGGCUACUCUGCUGGAAAGAGGCUAUGUGGAGAGAGAGGCCAUGGGGGAAGAGAGACCACGUGGAGAGAGAGGACCAGGUGUGAGAGUGUCCCAGCUGAGCCCAGCCCCCAGAUGACCCACCUGCUGACUGCCACACAAGUGAGCCCGAGAGGACCAACAGAACUGCCCA